Molecule: messenger RNA, 18782 nt
Organism: Coregonus sp. 'balchen'
Lineage: Eukaryota; Metazoa; Chordata; Actinopteri; Salmoniformes; Salmonidae
Source: the annotation of a GenBank genome assembly
CUUUAUCUCGUGUUGAAUUUUCAGCCCCGGUUUGUUGCAAACGUUGCGCUCUAUGCGGUAGGCUACCUCAAAGAUGUUCCGCUUUUUCAAUAUUCUGCCAGCCCCCCUGCAGGUAUCUCCAAAUCUUGUCUUUGUUUGUGUUAAUGUGUACACCUAAUUUGUUUUUCAAUACAUUUUAAAACAAGUACACGUCUCCGGACGGUCGUUAUGCGACAUCGUAACAGAAAAUGUAUUCGACUAAAGUUGACUUUUCAAACCUAGAUGUGCAUGAGAUCAAUUUGCAUUCACCCGGUCUCCGACGUUACUGAGGAGGAAAAAAGGGCGAAAACUCUAAAAUAGAAAGCGAUUUGUUCGAACAAGCCAAGCUUGAGGUGAACGUGGUCAAAAUAUUGCUGCUUGGUACGUUUUGAGUGCGUGCGGUGUGUCCAUGUGUCUGUUGCAACAACCUGGUCUCAGAUCAUUUCGAAUUAUUCUGUAUCUAAAUCCGAGAGACUUUAGUACAUGAUACCUUUUGGUAUGGUUACAUAAGACCGAUGGUUACUUAAGGCAAAUAUGAAAGGAGUUUUGGUGGGUGGGUAUAAUGCGAAUUUAUAGAAACCCAAAGGUUGCUAGAUUGAAUCUCAUCACGAUAGCUACUCUGCAACUACUUAGCAAGUUAGCUAACCCUUCCCAGUGGUGGAAAGUACUUAAGAAAAAAUAUACAUUUCGAAUGCUUAGCAGAACAGGAAUACAGAUAUGCAUCUGUUGGUCACAGAUAGCUUAAGGUAGAGGGCUUGGAUCAGAAAACCAGUCAGUUUCUGGUGUGACCACCAUUUGCCUCAUGCAGUACGACAUCUCCUUCGCAUAGAGUUGAUCAGGCUGUUGAUUGUCGAAUGUUGUCCCACUCCUCUUCAAUGGCUGUGUGAAGUUGCUGGAUAUUGGUGGGAACUUGAACACGCUGUCGAUCCAGAGCAUCCCAAACAUGCUCAAUGGGUGACAUGUCUGGUGAGUAUGCAGGCCAUGGAAGAACUGGGAAAUGUUCCGCUUCCAGGAAUUGUGUAAAGAUCCUUGCGACAUGGGGCUGUGCAGUAUCACGUUGAAACAUGAGGUGAUGGUGGCGGAUGAAUGGCACGACAAUGGGCCUCAGGAUCUCGUCACGGUAUCUCUUCGUAUUCAAAUUGCCAUCGAUAAAAUGCAAUCGUGUUCAUUGUCCGUAGCUUAUGCCUGCCCAUACCAUAACCCCACCACCACCAUCGGGGCACUCUGUUCCCAACAUUGACAUCAGCAAACCACUCGCCCACACAACGCUAUACACACUGUCUGCCAUCUGCCCGGUACAGUUGAAACUGGGAUUAAUCCGUGAAGGGUAUACUUAUCCAGCGUGCCAGUGGUCAUCGAAGGUGAGCAUUUGCCCACUGAAGUCGGUUACGAUGCCAAACUGCAGUCAGGUCAAGACCCCGGUGAGGACAAUGAGCAUGCAUAUGAGCUUCCCUGAGACAGUUUCUGACAGUAUGCAGAAAUGUGUUGGUUGUGCAAACCCACAGUUGAAUCAGCUGUCCGGGUGGCUGGUCUCAGACAAUCCCGCAGGUGAAGAAGCUGGACAUGGAGGUCCUGGCCUGGCGUGGUUACACGUGGUCUGCGGUUGGGAGGCCGGUUGUACGUACUGCCAAAUUCUAAAACAACGUUGGAGGCGGUUUAUGGUAGAGAAAUGAACAUUACAUUUUCUGGCAAAAGUUCUGGUGGACAUUUCUGCAGUCAGCAUGCCAAUUGCAUGCUCCCUCAACUUGAGACAUCUGUGGCAUUGUGUUGUGUGAUACAACUGCACAUUUUAGAGUGGCCUUUUAUUGUCCCCAGCACAAGGUGCACCUGUGUAAUGAUCAUGCUGUUUAAUCAGCUUCUUGAUAUGCCACACCUGUCACGUGGACGGAUAAUCUUGGCAAAGGAGAAACGCUUACUAACAGGGAUGUAAACAAAUGUGUGCACAAAAUUUGAGAGAAGUAAGCUUUUUGUGAAUAUGGGAAAAUUCUGGGAUCUUUUACUUCAGCCCAUGAAACAUGGGACCAACACUUUUUACAUGUUGCGUUUAUAUUUUUGUUCAGUAUAGUUAGCCUAAUUUCAGUUUUUGACAAAAUAAGCUAGUAUAGUGUUGUGAAUCAUUGAACCAUCUAAACCGCUGUGAAAUAUAUUUUCCAUAACCAACAUUUUUUAUUUUAGCUGUUCGAAGUUUGGUGUACAAAACGAAAGUAAAAGACGCAAAAACAAAACUUAAGAAUGGGAAGCAUAGAAAUAGCGCACAUAGAACAGAUCUACCGCUUCUUAGACUUGCGUUCAAGUAGAAUAAUAGAUCUAAAACUCACGUUUUUUAUGUGAUUUUGGUCGGGUCACCCAAAAAGUUACAUAUUGAAACUUUUAAGUAUAUUUGAGCAAUUACAUUUACUUUUGAUACUUAAGUAUAUUUAAAACCAAAUACUUUAAGACUUUUACUCAAGUACUGUUUUACUGGGUGACUUUCACUUUUACUUGAGUCAUUUUCUGUUAAGGUGUCUUAUUACUUUUACUCAAGUAUGACAAUUGGGUACUUUUUCCACCACUGACCCUAACCUUAACCAUUUUAGCUACCCCUUCGCCUAACCCUAACCUUAACCCUUCCCCUUUAACCUAACUCCUAAACUUAACCCUAACCUUAUAAUGCAAACGGUUGCUAAAUCGAGUCUCAUUAUGGACAAUUUUAGCUAAUUAGCAACUUUUGAACUACGUGCUACUUUGCAACUACUAGCAUGUUAGCUAACCCUUCCCCCUAACCUUAACCCUUUUAGCUAACCCUUCCCCUAACCUUAACCCUUUAACCUAACUCCUAAACUUAACUCUAACCCCUAGCCUAACUAACAUUAGCGUGCUAGCUAACGUUAGCCAACUAGCUAGAAUUUGUAACAUAUAUGUUUUGCAGAUUCGUAAUAUAUUGAAUGUUUUACAAAUUCGUAACAUAUAAUAGAAAUUGUAAUUCGUAACAUAUCAUAUGAAAUGGGUGAUAGACAUCCACAAAUGAACACAUACCAUACGAAACAUAACAUAUCAUACUUAAUCCAGUGUCUCGGAUUUUAUGUACAGAAAAAUACGAAAUGCUCUGAGACCAGGUUGGUUGCAAAUCACAAAUAUGGCCAACCAUGUCACUGCAGAAUAUAUUGAAUGUAUUUAUUUUUAUGUGAUCAUCUAAGUUAGCAUUAGACUGCUCAGAUGUGAUAACUACUUUGUUCCAGGUGCUGCAGAGAGUGGUAAGAGUACCAUGGUCAAGCAGAUGAAGGUAAUCCACAGUCAUGGCUUCUCCAAACCAGAGUUUAUUAGCUUCAAGGUACUGUACACUUUAUCCUCCUUGGCAGGGAUUCUAGAAUGUGUUGUGGUAUUUGUUUUUUUCUUUAAAGGGUACUUUGUUGAAGCUUUGUUACACUACUUUCUCACUAUUCUAAAGAACCCAGACAGGUCCAUAGCAGACAGGUCCAUAGCCUGUUAUGUUGUUGGCUUAAUGAUGUUUCAACAGUCACAAUACCAUGAUCAAUGCAUACUGCCCUCUGUAGUAAUAGGGACCUUGGGUUUAACACAACAGGAUUGUAUACAAGGUAUGUAGGCUAUAUAUACAGUAUCUAUGAAAACAUUAUUGAAGCUCUAGGGCAAUCAAAACAUGCUUGUUAAGACUAGUAUAACAAACACAACUUUAUUCCCAAAUGGGAAAUGUGUGUGUGUGUGUGUGUACGUGCCUUCGGAAAGUAUUCAGACCGCUUGACUUUUUCCACAUUUUGUUACGUUACAGCCUUAUUCUAAAAUGGAUUACAUUGGUUUUUUUUCUUCAUCAAUCUAAACAAAAUACCCCAUAAUGACAAAGCAAAAAUAGUUUUUAGAAAUAUUUGUUAAUUUAUAAAAAAUAAAAAACUGAAAUCACAUUUACGUAAGUAUUCAGACCCUUUACUCAGUACUUUGUUGAAGCACCUUUGGCAGCGAUUACAGCAUUGAGUCUUCUUGGGUAUGAUGCUACAACCUUGGCACACCUGUAUUUGGGGAGUUUCUCCCAUUCUUCUCUGCAGAUCCUCUCAAGCUCUGUCAGGUUGGAUGGGGAGCGUUGCUGCAGAGCUAUUUUCAUGUCUCUCCAGAGAUGUUCAAUCGGGUUCAAGUCCGGACUCUGGCUGGGCCACUCAAGGACAUUCUACAAUAGUAAAAAAUAAAGAAACACCCUGUAAUGAGUAGGUGUGUUCAAACUUUUGACUGGUACUGUAUGUAAAUAAGGUAUUUCAGUUUUUUUAUUAUUUAUACAUUUGCUAAAAUGUCUAAACCUGUUUUCACUUUGUCAUUAUUGGGUAUUGUGUGUAUGUAAAAAAAUAAAUAAUCCAAUUUAGAAUAAGGCUGUAACAAAAUGUGGAAAAUGCCAAGGGGUCUGAAUACUUUCCCAAGGCACUGUAUGUAGGCCUACAUGUGUUUAUAAGGAUGAGCAGACGGGCCUAUUAAGUGUAUGAGGAAAUUCCAUGUCAUGGAUCUGGAAUGAGAACAGCUUCCCUUGACUAGCUUGUGAUGGAGGUAAUCCCUCUGUUUCCAUGUUUUCCUUCAUCUCAUGCUGUGGCUAUCUGGGCUGUAGCAGGGAGGUUUUCCUUCAUCGCCUACUGUAGCAGGGAGGGUGUACACCCCUAAUUCCCUCUUGUUUAACCAUGUUGCAAAAACAAGCGCCAUGGGAAGGGGAAAAAAAUUAAUGAUUGACGUAAAGGAUGGAAUUAAUUAACAGACCCACCACAAAUGAGAACAUGGAAAUGCUCUUUGAUUAAUAUGCUUCCAUUCUGUAAGGAAAUGCUCUUACUGAUGCUUAAUCGAAUAACUCUACUUGGGAGUUUAGGGAGGGAGUUUUUGCAUCUGGAUGUAUGGUGCUGGGGUUUUGGGAAGGCGAUUCUACAUGGAGGUAGAAGAGCAUUGGUUUGGUGUGGGUAAUGGUAGCUAUAUAAUGCUAGGUAUACUAUUCAAACCAUACAAGUAUGUAUUUUUUUAUUUUUUUUACUGUGUAUCGCCCUUGGCUAGGGGUCUGUAUAGGAGGGUGACACGUUAUUGAAAAUUUUACGUAGAACAGGCAUGAAUGUCUGUCUGGUAGAAUAGGAAAUAAUUUAAAUGAUUGUUCUAUCUGCAGUGUUGUGAAGAAUAGCCCAGUCCCAGUGCCCAAUAGUCACCCCUCUUUCUCGCUCACCAUCCAAAGUACUUGAACUGAAAAACCCUCCAUGAGUGAUUCCAUCAGACUACUGAACUUUCUUGAUUAGCUAACAUGUUUAUUGAUUUACUUUGUUUUCUUGAUGUAUUCACACUUCAGAUUGUAGCUGCCAUGUAUGCUGAAAUAAAACUCCAACUCCCUCCCUCCACAGGCUGCAGUGCUGGAUAACCUCCUGACCUCCAUGAAGUUUGUGCUGCGCGGCAUGGGACUGCUGUGGAUUAAUCUGGCCAACAAGAAGAACAAGGUGAGGGAGAAGAAGAGCUAGUAGCUAGUCUUGGAAAAUCAUCCCAUGUGGAGCUACUUACUGACCACCUUGUUAGUGCCUUUUGAUUUGACCAUUUAAAAUACGUAGUUACACCAGGCAACAGAUACGUGAACCACAACUAUUCCCCAUUUUACACGUUGACCUAACAGGAUCAUACAGUGUAACUAGUCAGCCCAGUUUUAGACAUAUACAGUGGGGAGAACAAGUAUUUGAUACACUUCCAAUUUUGCAGGUUUUCCUACUUACAAAGCAUGUAGAGGUCUGCAAUUUUUAUCAUAGGUACACUUCAACUGUGAGAGACGGAAUCUAAAAAAAAAUCCAGAAAAUCACAUUGUAUGAUUUUUAAGUAAUUCAUUUGCAUUUUAUUGCAUGACAUAAGUAUUGAUACAUCAGAAAAGCAGAACUUAAUAUUGGUACAGAAACCUUUGUUUGCAAUUACAGAUUCAUACGUUUCCUGUAGGUCUUGACCAGGUUUGCACACACUGCAGCAGGGAUUUUGACCCAUCCUCUCAUAACAUACCUUCUCCAGAUCCUUCAGGGUUUCGGGGCUGUCGCUGGGCAAUACGGACUUUCAGCUCCCUCCAAAGAUUUUCUAUUGGGUUCAGGUCUGGAGACUGGCUAGGCCACUCCAGGACCUUGAGAUGCUUCUUACGGAGCCACUCCUUAGUUGCCCUUACUGUGUGUUUCGGGUCGUUGUCAUGCUGGAAGACCCAUCCACGACCCAUCUUCAAUGCUCUUACUGAGGGAAGGAGGUUGUUGGCCAAGAUCUCGUUAUACAUGGCCCCAUCCAUCCUCCCCUCAAUACGGUGCAGUCGUCCUGUCCCCUUUGCAGAAAAGCAUCCCCAAAGAAUGAUGUUUCCACCUCCAUGCUUCACGGUUGGGAUGGUGUUCUUGGGGUUGUACUCAUCCUUCUUCCUCCAAACACGGCGAGUGGAGUUUAGACCAAAACGCUAUAUUUUUGUCUCAUCAGACCACAUGACCUUCUCCCAUUCCUCCUCUGGAUCAUCCAGAUGGUAAUUGGCAAACUUCAGACGGGUCUGGACAUGCGCUGGCUUGAGCAGGGGGACCUUGCGUACGCUGCAGGAUUUUAAUCCAUGACGGCGUAGUGUGUUACUAAUGGUUUUCUUUGAGACUGUGGUCCCAGCUCUCUUCAGGUCAUUGAACAGGUCCUGCCGUGUAGUUCUGGGCUGAUCCCUCACCUUCCUCAUGAUCAUUGAUGCCCCGCGAGGUGAGAUCUUGCAUGGAGCCCCAGACCGAGGGUGAUUGACCGUCAUCUUGAACUUCUUCCAUUUUCUAAUAAUUGCGCCAACAGUUGUUGCCUUCUCACCAAGCUGCUUGUCUAUUGUCCUGUAGCCCAUCCCAGCCUUGUGCAGGUCUACAAUUUUAUCCCUGAUGUCCUUACACAGCUCUCUGGUCUUGGCCAUUAUGGAGAGGUUGGAGUCUGUUUGAGUGUGUGGACAGGUAACGAGUUCAAACGUGCAGUUAAUACAGGUAAUGAGUGGAGAACAUGAGGGCUUCUUAAAGGAAAAACUAACAGGUCUGUGAGAGCCGGAAUUCUUACUGGUUGGUAGGUGAUCAAAAACGUAUGUCAUGCAAUAAAAUGCAAAUUAAUUACUUAAAAAUCAUACAAUGUGAUUUUCUGGAUUUUUGUUUUAGAUUCCGUCUCUCACAGUUGAAGUGUACCUAUGAUAAAAUUACAGACCUCUACAUGCUUUGUAAGUAGGAAAACCUGCAAAAUCGGCAGUGUAUCAAAUACUUGUUCUCCCCACUGUAUCUCUGCCCUUGGCCAGUGUCCUCUUCUUGAAACUUUAGUGCUCAGAUGUCAGUCUUGCUCUGGUAUUCUCCUAGCUACAUCCCUAACACGAUCACAAGUGAUUUCUCGAAGUUUAAAGGCCUCUUUGCCUGACGCAUCUUUCUUGACCUCACUGAUAAUGACAAAUGGGCACAGGGACUGGCAUUUAUCUUCUACAUCUGUCCCAUUAUGAUUUAGCUGGGUUGUUCAUUAGGCACCAAAUGGAAGAAAACAGACUGAGACAGGGAGGGACUACCUGGACUAGUCCAAUAAGAAACACACAUUUUUACAUAGCAAAACUUAAAUAAAUAAAAAAGCAUGCGUUUUUAAUUCUCUAAAGACCACAACCCGAGACAGGACAUUUUCAUUAUAUUCCCUGGAGUAUUGGUGAUCAUUAAGCCCUCUGCCUGUUGUCCCCAUGCAGGCCCAUGCCCGCUCUGUGCUGUCCUGUGGCCAGUGUUUUGGGGAGGACGGGGAGCUGCUGCCGUUUGUGGCCCUGUCUUUCUGUGCUCUCUGGGCCGACCAGGGUGUGAGAGCUGCAGCCGCCAGGGGCUACGAGUUCCAACUCAACGACUCUGCGCUCUAGUGAGUACCUUACAUGUAGUGUUGUCACCAUACUCCGUAUCACAGUACUCUGAAGUAUUAUCAUGGCAAGGAAACAACAUAUGGAGCGCAAGGUAGCGGCAGUGUUUCUCAUCUUUUUCACUGUCACUCGCAUCCUAUAAUUUAAGGUAUAGCAGAAAGCAUUUGACAAAAAGCAGGUUCUUAAAGGCCCAUAGAGUUUAAUAAUCUGCCUCGUGGCUUCUUUUCUUCUUUGCCAUGGAAAAUCAAGAAUCGUGCUACUGGGAUUGUGACGCAUGUUCUAUCUGCACUGUCCCACCUCAUCCAGACUGACUAUGCCGUGUGGAUCCUCCCAGGUUCUACAAGGGAAGCCUUUGCUUACUUCCUCGUCGAUACACACAUAAUGGGAUUGUAGCUAAAAAUACAUCCGUCACAGGAAAUGAUUAUCCUGACAUUUUGCUGAAUUGACAUUUUUAAUUGGUCCUUCAUUAUAAUGUAAUGCCUGCGGAAUAUCUUUGUAAACGUGGUGGUUGGUUCAAAAAGGACAUGAAGAAAGGGCAUGCAAAUUAAGUUUGAAAUGCUUGUCUGAUGUGUGACUAGUGUAUCUUGGGUAGUGAGCAAGUGAGGGGACGAUAACAGGGGAUUGUGUGCAUACUACGUAGUACAUACAUAUACAUACUACUACUUACAGAGGUGGGUUGUGACUGGGAUAAUUGGUUAGAAGACUUCUGACUGUCUGCGUUAUGAGCUAGGUAGCGACCAUGUGUCCUGCGUCACAGCAAUUCCGCUUUACUUUACCCACCACCUGGGGGGCUGUUGUUGGUAAGGUGGCAUUAGAGGGCAUGUAUGGAGGUUUGUUGGUAAGGUGGCAUCAGAGGGCAUGUAUGGAGGUUUGUUGGUAAGGUGGCAUCAGACUGUUAGAGGGCUAUGUAUGGGUUUGUAAGCCAGAGGGGGUGGUGAUGGAUCCACAUGUAUUGCAAUGUUACCCAGCUCCAAUUUAAUCUGCACCAGUUUGUGCCCGAUUUGACCUCUUUGAAGAUACUCCUGUAUAUUCGACUCACUUAUUUAGAUGGGUACUUAAACACCAUGGCGUCAUUCUCUGUAGUUGGAGGUGUGCAUGCGUUUUACAUGUUCUUAAAACAGACCCCUGCCCUGAACUGAGGUCAUGAUCAGAAUGGUAAUUUUUGUAUUGUUCUGGUGUCAUAGACACACGUCAUCUCCUGUGGGGGUUGAUCAGCUGUGUUUCUAAGCAUGUGAUAUGAUGGGACAUCGCACCACGUCCUUGGUGAGCGAUGCAAUUAGGCGCUUCAUGUGAAGCGUGGUGGGUUUUUACGACACUUUGUUUCAAGUGUCCUCAAAUCCCAAUUUAGGGCCUCUUUAUGCCUUGUUUUCAGGGACAUUUACAUUUGCUCAAUAGGGUGUUUUUCCAGUGAUCAAGUAAAGUGUGGAUUAUGAUGUAGGUUUGGGUUAACGGAGGUAGCAUUCUGCUCCGCUCUCUUUAGUUAUGUUUCACAAUGAUUUCAUGAGUUUGUUUGAUGGAAAAAUAGUUUUUUUUACCCUUAUUUUACCAGGUAAAUUGACUGAGAAUAUUCUCAUUUACAGCAACGACCUGGGGAAUAGUAACAUGGGAGAGGAGGGGGGAUGAAUGAGCCAAUUGGAAGCUGGGGAUGAUUAGGUGGCCAUGCUAGAAUGAGUGCCAGAUUGGGAAUUUAGCCGGGACACUGGGGUUAACACUCCUAUUCUUAACGAUAAGUGCCAUGGGAAUAUUUAGUGAAGACAAAGUCAGGACACCUGUUUAAUGUCCCAUCUGAAAGACGGAACCCUACUCAGUGCAAUAUUCCCAAUCACUGCCCUGGGGCAUUGGGAUCUUUUUUAACCAGAGGAAAGAGUGCCUCCUACUGGCCCUGCAACAUCACUUCCAGCAGCAUCUGGUCUCUUAGCCCAAUAAUGGACUAAAGCAGCCUAACGUUACUCCUUAGUCCAAGGACCUUACAUGUUCUGUUUAAAGGGUGAAUUGGCUCUGGAAGCCAAAAACGCCAAAUACUCCAUCUAAACGUGAAUUGAUUUUCAAUUGCGGUACAGUUCUAGAAACAUAAAUCCCUCUACCUUCAAAUUUACAUUUAAGUCAUUUAGCAGACGCUCUUAUCCAGAGCGACUUACAGAAGCAAUUAGGGUUAAGUGCCUUGCUCAAGGGCACAUCGACAGAUUUUUCACUUAGUCGGCUGGGGGAUUAGAACCAGCGACCUUUCGGUUACUGGCACAACGCUCUUAACCACUAAGCUACCUGCCGCCCUAUUUCACAUCAAAAUAAUUUCACACAUGCUAAAUACACACUGUUUUUCAGAGACAACACGUUUGUGGCAUCUGUCUUCCGUUUACAAACAGGAGGUCGGAGACGCAGAUAGCUAAUUAGCACAGGUAGUCCACUCUGUCUUCCUUCUGUUUUCCGUAAACAAGCGCUGUAAGGUGGAAAUAUGGCCAUGUGGGAACCCUAACCCUAUAAAGGUGUGUAUCAAUUUAACCUUUUGAUUUUGGAAAAUUAUUUAUCGCCGAUAUGAACGAUAAGUUCCUUAUGCUUCCAAAACCGUACCGCAAGCGAUGUGUUAAUGUUCAGACCGUGCGUCACGGAUCUUAAUAAAACUCUAACCUUCAGAAGACUCCUUCAUUCAAUGACUCUUAUGUGUAAUGUAAUGGAACUGAGUCAUGAUCAAGGGCUACUGGUCUCCCAUUCAGGGACCAACCCUGCUUAGCUUCAGAGGCAAGCCAGCAGUGGAAUGCAGGGUUGUAUGCUGCGCGCACACACACAGUGUACAAAACAUUAGGAACACCUUCCUAAUAUUGAGUUGCACCCCCUUUUGCCCUCAGAACAGCCUCAAUUAGUCGGGUCAUGGACUCUACAAGGUGUCGAAAGCGUUCCGCAGGAAUGCUGACCCAUGUUGACUCCAAUGCUUCCCACAGUUGUGUCAAGUUGGCUGGAUGUCCUUUGGGUGGUGGACCAUUCUUGAUACACGGGAAACUGUUGAGUGUGAAAAACCCAGUAGUGUUGCAGUUCUUGACGCACUCAAACCGUUGCACCUGGCACCUACUACCAUACCCUGUUCAAAGGCACUUAAAUAUUCACCCUUUGAAUGGCACACAUACACAAUCCUUCUCUCAAUUGUCUCAAGGCUUAAAAAUCCUUCUUUAACUUGUCUCCUCCCCUACAUCUACACUGAUUGAAGUGGAUUUAACAAGUGACAUCAAUAAGGGAUCAUAGCUUUCACCUGGUCAGUCUAUGCCAUGGAAAGGGCAUGUGUUUUUAAAUGUUUUGUGAGAGAGAAAGAGAGUAUGCUCUUAUCAGUGAAACAACAGGUGCCGGGUUCUGUCGUGAGGUGUUAAGUAUCUUCCCGGACUAAGGAAAGACCAGUCCACCAUGACGCUUCAUUUUCGGGACUCAUUAUAGUGUCUCCUACUCUGGCUGAGAGCGGGAGUUGUGAUGUGACAUUAAGGAUUACCUCCUUCUUCCCAGCUCUCUACCUCUCUCCUCCCGUUCUCUACCUCUUCCUCCCGUUCUCUCCCACUGUCCUCUCUCCUCCCGUCCACCUGUCAAUAAAGUGUCUUUGUCUGCAUCUGAAAUGGCACCCUACUCCCUUUAUAGUGCAGCACUUUCGAUCAGAGCCCUGUAGGCACUAGGGUUUAGGGUGCCAUUUCAAACACCCUUGAUAUGACUAAGGAUUACCUCUGUCCCAGUUCUCUCCCCUGUCUCUGUCCUCUGUCCCAGUUCUCUCCCCUGUCUCUGUCCUCUGUCCCAGUUCUCUCCCCUGUCUCUGUCCUCUGUCUCUGUUAGACCACCUGUUCUAAUUGAUCUCUUCCACAUGAAUUGGCAGAUCAGUCGUGACACACUUUGACUUUCUCUGAAUUUUAAGGGAGAGUGAAGGGAGGAAAUGACCAUAAAAAAAAUAAAAAAUAAAGAAUGCCAAGAGGUGUUUGUCAUUAACUGAACCCGUGUUGCUCUUUUUACAUGGACUCGAAGGCUCUGUCAAGUUUUUUUCCUCGUCUUCUCUCCUCUGCCGAUCACUGAUCUGGCAGGUCAUUUCAGGUGAAAGCAAUAUAAUGGAAACCUUUCCUGUCAUUUCACCCAUCGGUGGUGAUGAGGAGAGGAAGCCAUUUUAGAUUAUUGAGACAGGAAAGGGAGUGAGGCGAGGAAGCCAUUUUAGAGUAUUGAGACUGUGCAAGGGGCUAUUCAGUAAACUGACAACUUACAUGUAAAAGAGACAACUGUCUUUUCAUACAGACUUGUUUCUUUUGUUACAGAAAUGACAGUUGACUCAGACCUGCUCCUGACCUGUAGUUCUUUACUAUUCCACUGGGUUUUUAGAGGACGCUGAGGAACUGGAACUGUUGGCUUCUGUAAACACUGCUAACCCAAGCUGAAAAUAACUCUGCUUGUACAGUCCAUCCCCAUCACUUUGAAGCUCUGCUUCCAAACUCACGAUCCUCCAAGACAGCAGCCCAGCAGAGGAUAGCAGGGGGUGCGGGUGUCAUGACCGUACCCAGGCUUGGUGUCCUCUUUGAGGGUGCCAGGUUGGAUCAACCCCCCGCUGCAGCGGAGUCUGCCUGGAGCUCCCGCCCCUGUAGCCUGGGCCUCUGUGGCCCACUGAGAUGCCACUAUGGCCUGCCGGACAGCGGACAGUUUGGGCUUCAUGGCCGCCAGACCUGGGUUUGAAAUUGUAUUUAUUUUCUUUUGAAUACUUUAGCUGCGCUUAAUUGAACUUGACUGGCACAAUGGAACCAAUGGAAUAGCCCCCAUCCAUCCGGCACGCUCCAGGCCAGGUUCAUUCAAACGCUCACUGUAUUUGAAUGGAAACUAAUACUAUUUGAACCCAGGACCUGUUGGCCGCAACUCAAAAUCACCAGCCAUGUAGGGAGUGCUGCAUUCUGUGAGGGUGUGAGGGCUGAAGGAAUGGAGGGAGGGGCUGGAGGGGGUGGAUGUGCACCCUUGGUGGCUGACACGAAGAGACUGGACCGGAAUGUCACGGAUGCUUGGCUCGGGGAGGUGUAGAGUGCAGCGUGGGUAGGAAGGUGGUUGGCGGGAAGCCUCGCAGUCGCACCCUGUAGGUAUCAGUUUACCGCCCUUCGUGCCGUUCUCUACUGCGCCAGCUUGUGUGUGUUGCUCUGUGAUCAAAAGGUCAGCUCCAAUAUGUCUCAUGCUAUUCCUCCCCACUUAUAUCAACUCUGCUCAUUUGGCCUUUCCCUUCUAAUGGUUGUCUGUACCUUUUUAUUGUGACUUGUUGUUUUGAUGUGUUCUAAUGAUGAGUUUUCUCUCUUAUGGAAAGGACAUUGCUUUUAGAGCUCGGCUGAAACAGUCAGUCUAUGGUAAUACAGUUCUACCAUUAUACCUUCUGAGUAUUCCAGCAAAAAGCUUGCGUUUAUAAUGAUGGCUCAUGAACCUGAUUUGCAUACGAUGAGUAAAGGCCUCGGAGGUGUGUUGACACGGAACAUGCUUCAUAAUUGCAAAUUCUAGAGCCUUGGCAUUUCCUUAAGGCUUGUUGCGUUUUAACACCAUCCACAGUUUUGGAUGUUGUUUUUGACAAUCCCUCCUUUCUCAUCACUAUGGACAUCUUUUGACUCAAGUCCCCGUGGAGCCUACGGAUUAAGGGAGUUUUCUAUGAACACGUUCAACACAAAGCAUCUCACGGAAUACCUUUAGUGUGGACGUUUGUCUGUUCAAAUAGAUUAGACUGCUGGUCCUCUGGUGGUGGAACCCACCUAGCUAGCAACUGAGUGGACUGUCCUCUGAUCUCACUACCAAAUGACUGCUUAAUGUAGUUCUGUCUCUCUUCUGUCUCUCUCUCUGUACAAGUUACUCAUUAAACUGCCUCAGAGACCUCAUACAACUCAUCAUAUAUAUAUAUAUAUAUAUAUAUAUAUAUAUAUAUAUAUAUAAAACAUUUUUAUCAACAUUGCCCGAUAUGUUCUUCAGUUAAACCAUUUACACAAAGUCUUAAAGCUGAUUGUUUCCUUUGACUGCCUUUCCCAGUUUCUUUGAGAACAUAAGUCGGAUCAUCGCUCCCAAAUACAUUCCCACUGAGGUGGACGUACUGCGGGUGAGAGUGCGAACCUCCGGAAUCAUCGAGACUCGGUUUCCAGUCAAUCACAUGGUAUUCAGGUAAGGAAGGGUUUUCACUGGUUCUAUCUCGUGAGAAUUGCUUUGUGUCUAAACCAGUCCAUAAUUAGUCUACCCACCAAUCGUGUCCAAUACAUUAAUCUUGCUUUCUAAAUGUUAUUUUCCAAAUGUUCUUCUUUAAAAAAAAUGAUGUACACCUCCAUUGAGUGUAACUAACGACUCUGUUAGAAUGACGCCCUCUGUCAUAAGACAAUGACACCCAUUGAUACCUUCAGAAAAUAUUCUGCGUGAUCAUACAUUCUCAGUUCAGUCUCAUAGUGUUAUUUCAGUAGGCAUGUGGGUGGUGGUGUGAAUGGGUUUGUGGUAUGACUGUUUAGAGAGGGUAGGCGUCAUACUGACCACACUACAUGAUUACAGGCGAUGGGGUGGUAUUUCAAACAAUUUUCUGCUUGCCAACUUCCUCUGGUGAUCGUCGUCAUCUUAUGGUUCCUUGAGUAUGACCAUUUUCAAAUGAGCUUUAUUCUGAAUGUCCAUGGAGCUUCAUCUCAAACCAAUACAAUAAAAAUACAUGUUCAAAACAAUCUUCUGUAUCGACUCAUUCUAGUAAACUGUUGUAGUAUGAAGACAAUUUCCCCUCAUCGCUUCAUGCAUGUGUAUAAUAAGCCUCUGUAUAAGUCUGGUGUUUCAGCUGUGAGUGAUUGUAAAAGAAAUGGCUUCAGACAAGUUGUCACAGUUUGUCUCUGGUCUCCUGAUGCACAGAGCAGAAACUGUGCAAGAAGAUUGUCCGUGAAUCACUAUCACGUCAUAAGAGAAUGUAAUGUAUUCUAACAGAUGGCAACCACUUUCCCAACAUGCUGUUUUCCAGAGGCUUGAAUUCAUAAAUGCAAGCGUACCCAGACGUGCUUCAGCCCAGCAUGAAUACAAUAAAAAAACAUAAUAAUUACAGUAGGGCACGUCAUAUUGUGACUAUAUCAGAAAAAGAAAAGGAGUACUCGGAUGUCUACCAUGAUUUUAAAAUGUACUACAGGGGAAAACAGAAACAAUUACGUUUCGGCUUGUCAGACACCUUCCUCAGAGCCUUGAAUUCGCCUUUGUUCUUUUUUGGCUUGCCUUGCUGUGACGUGGAGGGGUGGGUGAAACUUAGUGAAUCAUGCCUCAGCCAUAUCACUUUGUUCCCACAAUGUGAUGCCAUGGACAAAGGGCACAAUGUUGCAUAAAUGAUUUAAGGCAUUUCUGUAAGCAAUUGGUAAUAUUCUAGUUUAUAUAGUGCUAAUAGGGUUUUGUGUUUCUAUGGAAUCAUUAAAUAUUGAGGAAAGUUUUGCCCCUUGGUUUAAUUUGUUCAAUAAUGAAAUGUAUGAGUUUAAAUCAAAUCCCCUUACAUCUGCAUGACAUUUCUUGUAAUCUCCAUGCAAUAUACUUUAAAUGCCUAUAAUUUCACAGUGAAAUGUUUUGCUGUCUCAUUCAAUUGGCCUUAUUGAAUAAUGAAUGUGGCCAAAUGUUUCAAAUGUGAAUAAUAGCCAGGGGGUGCCAAACUAUGUGGGUGGCGAAGGUGGAGUUUGCCAUUGUAUUGAGUACUGUAGGGGCGGGGGCGGUGAAUGUUGUUCCCCGCUUGCAAAAUGAGUGCGCCCAUUGAAACAACAAUUGUUUUUAAAUGUGGGGAUGGAUUUGGGCAGCUCCAAAGUUCCAUCUAUGAACUUGAGUGGUUACAUUUCUCCAGCUCUAUCCUUCAGCUUUAUAGGAAACCAAGCGCCAGGGCUUCUGUUCGACUGAAAAACAAAUGUAGUGUUUCAGUGUAGUAAACAGUUGAGUAGGCCUUCUGAUGAUCAGAAUCAUUUGUUUGACUGCACUUUUCCCAAAGUGUCUUGGUACAAAGAAAGAGCAUGCUGAUCUCCAGGGUGGGAGGGGGUUGAGUUAUGAACCGGCCUACCCUGGUGAUUGCGCUACUCUCUGGGCUCUGAUGUCCCAUGGUGGCCCUGUCUGGCCCUUCUCACGACUUAGCGAGGGGUGCCUAAGGAGUGCUAGCAGACAUCCCCUCACAGCUGAAAGGUUGAGACGGCAUACUGAGGAAUGAAUCAGACCUAUGAGAUAUUGAUGUCUCUCUCUCUCCUGCGCUCGCUCUCUCUGCGCUUCUAUGAGAGAAGGAAUAGCAACAGAGGUUUCCUCCUAAUGGCCACUUUAAAUCCCCUCCACCCCUUUCUCUCCUUGCUGAUUCUCCUUGUGCUCCAGCUUUCUGAACACGUCACAUCAUCAUGCUUCAGCUCCACUCUUGUGCUGUCGACGUAGAACAAUGAUCAAUGACACUACCAGGUAUUAGAAGUGGAUACAGUUGGGUGUAAAACGAAACUUCAGCAACGUUAAAUGUCAACUAAAUGUUUUUCUCAUCACGACAAGCAACACUUUUAUGAACGCGCAUCAGCGACCCAGUCAUGUAGCGGUCUUGUAAUGGUUACAAAAAUACUCUACCUCAAUGACCGUAAUCUCAGGGAUCGCUGCUGUAGCCUGGUAGUCCAGUAAAUAGCUAACUCCUCUCUGUGUUGCAUGUUUGUUAUGUAGCCUGGUAGUCAGGUAAGUAGCUAACUCCUUUCUGUUGUGUGUUCAUUCAUUGUAUGACAUGACUCCUACGGAAGAGUUGUAUGCAGUAUGGGACCAGGCUAACCUUGCUCUGCCCGGUUUUAAAACUAAAUGUGACCCCAAAGACAAACUGCUUAAUUGUCUAUGACAAGGGUAGUGUAAUCACACUCCUGGUGACCGUUCGAUGCAGAUUGGGCACUGUAUCAUAAUGACCUGUGUCACCAAGACCCUGAGCUUUACAGGGAUUCAACAUUGAAUACUAGUUUUCAGUUAAUAUUUUAAAAAAAAUACUCACCAUGCUCUACUCCUACUGUGUGUGCUUUAGACAAUUCUCAGAAGAGUUGUUUGCUACAGCACAUACAAUAAGGGACCAGACUACUACUUUACCCAUCUUGUUGUUAAUCCCUAGAGAUUGGAGUACAGUAGGCCUAUUCCUGAGCUCCUGUGUUUGCUUGUGGUGCUCAGUGUAAUAUACACUGAACAAUUAAUAGAAACGCAACAUGUAAAGUGUUGGUCCCAUGUUUCAGGAGCUGAAAUAAAAGAUGCCAGAAAUGUUCCAUAUGCACAAAAAGCUUAUUUCUCAAAUUGUGUACACAUUUGUUUACAUCCCUGUUAGUGAGUGUUUCUCCUUUGUCAAGAUAAUCCAUCCACCUGACAGGUGUGGCAUAUCAAGAAGCUGAUUAAACAGCAUGAUCAUUACACAGGCACACCUUGUGCUGGGGACAAAAGGCCACUCUAAAAUGUGCAGUUUUGUCACACAACACAAUGCCACAGAUGUCUCAAGUUUGAGGGAGCGUGCUUUUGGCAUGCUGACUGCAGGACUGUCCACCCAGAGCUGUUGCCAGAUAAUUUAAUGUUCAUUUCUCUACCAUAAGCCGCCUCCAACAUCGUUUUAGAGAAUUUGGCAGUGCGUCCAACUGGCCUCACAACCGCAGGCCAAGUGUAUGGCGUCAUGUGGGUGAGCUGUUUGCUGAUGUCAACGUUGUGAACAGUGCCCCAUGGUGGCGGUGGGUUUAUGGUAUGGGCAGGCAUAAGCUACGGACGGCGAACACAAUUGCAUUUUAUCGAUGGCAAGUCCCAAGACGGAACUGGAGUUGGAGUGGAGAAUCACAUUGAUUUUGGAACUCUCAUUUCCCUUGUGCCUGACACCUUGUGUGGAUAGAAGGACAAAUCAAUGAAAUGUGGAAGUUGGAAACAUUUGUGAUGGGUGGUUCUGGAGCUUUUACGUUUAUUUUUCCAGUCAAUUCUGUUCAACAUUCUGGACUAUUUUCAUGCGUUUGAAUGGAUAACUAAGUUCUUUAGCUUCAUUUGAUGUUAAUCACAUUUCAAGGUGACACAAUAUAAUUACUGAAAUUGAAGUUCUGUUAACAGGGACAUGAAAUCAAUUUUGUUUUCCUUGUCAUGUUGCAUCUGGACACUGCUGCCAAUAACUCUCUCCACAAGUGACUGUUCCACCUGUCAGAUCUUCUUAAGCUUUACAUUGGUAAUAUGAAGUUUGUCUCUGUCCAUCUUUCAUACACUAUUUAUGGCAUUUUGUUUCAGGGUGCUUUCAACCUUCUCAACCUCAAACUUACAAUGAUAUCCCCUGUGGAGUGUGAUGUAGAUCAUAUUUACAAGUCUUUGGAAAUUAAAUGAUUGACACCAGAAGCUGUAGCCUGUGUUACUUCAUUCUGUCACCUCAUGUCUGUGUCUAAGUUGUGAAUAAAGUUCUCUGUCGGUCUCUGGCCGUCUGCCUACCUACAGGAUGUAUGAUGUUGGUGGCCAGCGGACCAAGAGGAGGAAGUGGCUCAGCUACUUUGACUGUGUCCGGGCCGUGCUGAUUUGUUGUGGCGCUCAGUGGCUACGACAUGACCCUGAUGGAGGACCGCUCUAUGGUAAUAGAUAGUAUAUGCCAGUUAGCAGAAGGUAUGGGAGUUGGAGCUGUUCUUCAGUCUCAGCUUAGAUUAAAAGGUAGAGGGGGAUGUUGUGUACACUACAAUGCCUUCUCUACAUCAGAACAAUGUAACAAACCAGUAGAAAGGCCUAAAGCUCUGUAUGGUACCAUACAUAUUUGAACUAGACUUGAAAUCAAAAUAUUUGAUGUUUUAUCUGACAUUGUGAAACUUUGUUUUGUUCUUUUGAUGUCCAGUAUCAUUUAUUUUCUUUCCUCUCUCUCUCGCUCUCCCCCCCCCCUUCUAUCUCUGUCUCGCUCUCUCUGUUCAUAUCCCUCUCUCCCUGCUCUCUCUCUGUUCUCUCUCUUUCUCCCUCAGAACCGGCUACAAGAGAGCCUUGA